Molecule: messenger RNA, 1617 nt
Organism: Entrophospora sp. SA101
Lineage: Eukaryota; Fungi; Glomeromycota; Glomeromycetes; Entrophosporales; Entrophosporaceae
Source: the annotation of a GenBank genome assembly
AUGAAAUUAUUAAAUAUUAACAAAGAAAAAGAAAAAUCUAACAGUAAUGGUUCAAUUCAAGAACAGUUCUCACCAAUUACUCCUGCCACCACCGAAAACAGCGAACUUGAAAACGUUAACAAAAACCCUUACAUGGAGGUAAUUUAUAAAAGAUUAAGAGCUAUGAGAAAGCGCAUGGUCAGAGUUGAAAAAUAUGAAGAAAUUGCUAAUUCUACUCCUGAUGGUAAAAAUCAAUUAAAUGCCGAUCAACUUAAUUCACUCGAAAAAAAAGGUGAACUUGCUGCAGUGAUUAAACAAUCCGAAGAUAUUUUGAAAUCAAUGGAAGCUGUUGAUAAAGAGGAGGUCAAAAAAGAAAAGGCACAAAAAAAGACACAACAAGAAGAAAAUGAAAAGGCCAUUUCUAAUGCAAUCAAAGAAGCAAAGAAUGAACACACCGAAUCCAUCAUAUUUCUUCUUGAUUUUUUCCGAUUGGUCCACUUCCAACAAUUAAACAUCGUUCAAUUAUCAGAAUUGGAAUCAGAAGUGGUUGAAACGCUUCGUGCUAAACUUACUACAAUGGCUGAAGAAGCCAAAAACGAAGAGUUGAAAGAUCAACGUGUCAAAGAUAUUUUGGAUAAUGUUAAUAAGUUACAACAUAGCGAUGAAAAUAUUAUUAUGAAUUUGUUUACAAAUAGUAUCGUCGUACAAGAUUCUAACAAUAAAAAUGAGAAUGAUAAUAACAACUUGGAACAAGAAAUAACUUACUCUCGUGUUAGAUCAUUGAUACAAAGUCCACCAAUAUUAGAAACCACCGAAGUCCAGCUUGAACAAGAAGAUAUUGACGAUGACACAAAUAACAACAUUAACCAAGAAGAAUUUGUCAUCAUCAACAAAGAAACAGAAAAUAAUGCUGAUAAUAAUAGUACAUCUAAUAUCAAUAAAAGUGAUUUAGAUCAAGAUGAAAAAUUGCAAAUCCAACCAGAAAUAGAAACAUCAAUCGAAGAAACUUCACAAAAUCAAACUGUUCAAGAAAGUGUUCGGCUAGCAACUGAUGAUCAAUUUCAUUACCCUGAACAAAAUCCCAUUGAACAAUCAAAUCAACACGAUGAUGAUACAAAUUUAACUCAACAACAACCGUCAAAUGUCGACGUAGUUACAAAUGAUGAUAAUAAUCAGCAAAUCUCACAAGAACAAUCAGUCACAACAUCUCAAGAAUACGUUAUUCAACCAACUCAAAUUUCAAACGACGAAAAUUUAACUCAAUCGAUAACAGAGCCUAUAUCUACUAUACCUACAUCUGUAACUGAUACACAACAACAAUCACCGCCAAUAGUAUUAUCACAACAACAAACCUUUGAAUCUGAAUCACAAAACCAACAAUCAUCCAAACCGCAAAUAAGACAAUUCGUAUCCAAGCAACUUGGCGAUACUCAACCCCCACCAUUAACACCAAGAAAUCAAGGUAAUUCAAAUAGAGGUUACCGCCCAGCUUACCGCAAUAAUAGUAAUCGCACCGGUGGUAACAAUAACAGUGGUGGCAAUAACAACGGUGGAUAUAAUAAUAAUAGAGGAGGAGGCCAAAGUCAAAGAAGGGAUAGCGGAUCACGCAACGGAUCAUUUAAACCACGUCCGCAAUAA